This is a messenger RNA of Anolis sagrei ordinatus, 6779 nucleotides long. RefSeq names its product SPT2 chromatin protein domain containing 1 (gene SPTY2D1). The record is from RefSeq and is a predicted model, not a curated record. Gene Ontology annotation, cellular component: nucleolus. Gene Ontology annotation, molecular function: histone binding; DNA binding. NCBI's taxonomy places the organism in Eukaryota, Metazoa, Chordata, Lepidosauria, Squamata, Anolidae. Gene Ontology annotation, biological process: nucleosome assembly; transcription by RNA polymerase I.
CCAGCAGGGCGGAAGUGACGUGUCCUCUGACCAAAGCCCUCGGUUUGACGAAGGCGAAGCGACGUAGAAGCCGGGGAGGCGGAGGGAGGGAGAGAGUGUGCGGGGGGCCAUAGAGCUCUGGAACCGGAAGUGAGCGCGCCGAGGGGAGGCUGAGGAGGGGCGUCGGCGAGGAACUUUUCUUCGCCAGCUGGGCGAGCGAGAGAGAGGGAGAAGCCGGCGAGCCCAGGAUGGAGUUCAACCACAUCCUCAGGAUGGCCUCGGAGCAGCAGGGGCUCAGCGCCACGCCGAAAAGAUAUAGCUUGGCAGUAGGCCCCCCUAAAAAGGAUCCUAAAGUUAAAGGUGUUCAAUCAGCAGCUGUGAGAGCCUUCCUCAAGCGGCAAGAAGAAGAACAGAAAAACAAGGUUCUUGAGGAAAAAAGAAGAAAAGAAGAGCUUCUAGCUAAGCGUAUUGAAUUGAAACAUGACCGAAAAGCCAGAGCUAUGGCUUCGCGGACAAAGGACAAUUUCUGUGGCUAUAAUGGAAUUCCUAUGGAAGAGAAGCCCAAAAAGAGGCAGGGCCGUGGAAGCAGCUUUGAUAGGAACCCAGAAGAAGCUGAACACAUGACUGGCGAUGAAAUGGAACAGUAUGAAUAUAGUCAGACAGAAUCUGAACAUGAAUUAGAAGAACAUGAAGAAAAACCAGCCAAAGCAUCAGUGAAACCAAAGGCAGCUCUCAAAAGUGCACCUCCAGCAAUGAAUUUUCAUGAUCUUCUGAAACUGGCGGAAAAAAAACAGUAUGAACCAGUUGAAAUUAAAAUAGUGAAAAAAACGGAAGAAAGGCCCAUGACUGCAGAAGAACUAAGAGAGCGGGAAUUCUUAGAACGGAAAAAUCGAAAAGGGGUUGCAGUGAAAGAGAAGAGGGUAGAAAAAGAGAUGAAACCUAUAGUUGCAUCCAGUUCUUCCAAAAAAGAAAUUUUGCACAAGGCUUUAAAAAAUGCUAAACUUGGCAGACAUUCAGCAGAUGAACAUACUGUCUCUAAAGGAAGUCUUCCCUCACACAGUGGUGUUGAUAAGAAACCCAAAGGACCAGAAUUAAUUGAAAAGCAAUCAAAGCUGUCAUCUUCUUCCAAACCUAACCACAUUGAAAAAGCAAAGCCUUCAGCAACUAAGGGGUUUUUAAAAAACCCAAAGAGCAACAGUGAGAGUAAACCUGUAUCCAGUGAGGGGAGGAAAUUGGGGCCUAGUUCCCAUACUCAGGUCUUGAAAAGAACUGCAAAUGGAACUCUCAAACAACCUCCUGCUAAUGAACCUAGUCUGAAAAAAAAGAUUAACCCUACGAAACCAGCUCAUGUGGCUGCUGCCCAGCAUGAAAAUGUGAAAAAUUCCAGUUCCAAGCCAGUAAGCAGCGGUUCAGCCACAGGAGUACCUCUUUCACACGCAAAGGGCAGUUUACGUACAGGGGCAGGGAAGCCAAACAGCAGCUUGCUUACAGGACAUGGGUCAAAAAGUAUGGCUCCUGGGCAAACAGGGAACCGCUCAGGAUUAGGGCAGCUGAGCAGCAGCUCAAAUGUGGCAACUGGCCGGCCAGGCAGCACAUCAGGCACAGGGUUCGGCCGACCCACCAGCACACUGGGUAUGGGGUCUGGCCGGCCAGGCAGCAGUACAGGACCAGGGCGUUCUGCCAGUAAUCAAAGUGUAGGACCUGGCCGGCCAGGUAGCAGCCUGAACACUGGACUGGGAAGAAGUAGCACCUUGGGAUCCGGGCCGGGCCGACCAAGUAGCGCUUCUCUUGGAACUCUAAAACCAAAGUGCACUGUUGUAUCAGAAACAAUCUCUUCUAAAAAUCUGGUCACAAAGCUUGGCAGUGCCCAAAUUAAUGGAAUGAGGCCAUUUCCCCAGCAAAGACCUGGAAUCCCCCCACAAGGCUUUCCAAGGUCUUCUCUUCCACCUAUUACUUACAAAAGGCAAUAUGAAGAUGAUGAAGAUGAAGAAGAUUCUGAAAUGGAGGAUUUCAUUGAUGAUGAAGGGGAACCCCAAGAAGAAAUUUCUAGGCAUAUUAGAGAAAUAUUUGGCUAUGAUCGAAAGAGGUAUAAAGAUGAAAGUGAUUAUGCGUUACGUUACAUGGAAAGCAGCUGGAAAGAGCAGCAAAAGGAAGAGGCUAAGAGCUUGAGACUUGGAAUGCAAGAAGAUUUGGAAGAGCUGAGACGUGAAGAGGAGGAACUAAAACAGAAGAAGCAGGCAAAGAAACUAAGAACACGUUAACCCAUUUGCCACAGCUGAUUUUCCAUUGUUCUUCCUUUCUCCUACAUUAUUCUACUUCUUCCAGAUUUCAGCUACGGUUAUAUUUGGCAUAUGAGAGAGCAACUGUGUAGAGCAUGUAAACCUAGACAUUAUGAGUUGGAUUCAUACUAUUACUCAGCUGGGUUUUGCAGUCAUUGGAGGUCCGUGACUUGGACAGAUGGUUGUUUCCUCACCUCCCACCAGCAGUCCCCAUGAGCACUACCCCUCCUGUUCAGGAAUAGGGGGAGGAAGUGGUUAUGGUGAGGGCUCCAGGGAGAUGGAGGAGUUAGAAAAAAAAAUGGCAUCUCUACUUCCUUCCUCCUUCAGGAAAGCAUAUAUUGAAGCCCAGUUUUCUCACAAAAUGGAGAUCUUCUUUGUAUUGUGGAUGCCAGGAUGCAACUGGUGAUUUCUUGGUUUCCCCAACCCCUAUCUACCUGCCUAGAUUACCUUUUUACAAAAUAAAAAAUGCACUAAUGGAGGAUAUUAGUUGGAAUAAUGGAAAUGAAUGAUACUACUGCCUGGAGUAGUACAAGGAUGCCAGCAGACUACUGACAGACUAUGCACUGGCUUGCAGCAAGUGGGCCUACACAAUAUGCCAGUCUGCAUUCUUAAUUCUUAGUUUUACUUUAAAAUUGAAUAAUGUCCAUAUUAUCUUCUCUUUUCAAAAAAUCAUGUUGUCCCAGGUCAAAAUUUAGAAGUUGUUGGAGUUUUUUUCCUGUUCAGUAAAGCACAGAUUUAAAACAUGUAGCUGAUGUUAUUUUGAAAGCAAUAUUAACAUGUACUGUGAUUUCUGUUUGAAAAAAAAAAUCUGAAAAAGCAAAAAUACCCUGAAAAAUCAAGAUCUUUGAUUGCACAAAUUAGUUGGUGGGUUCUAUCUUCCUGCAAACAGCAACACUAAGCAUGAGGAAAGAGGCAGCCGCUACCUGUUUGACAACAUACAUUUGCUCUUGUCCCCUUGCUAAGCCAUUUUGCUGACUCUAGAUAUUGUUUUUUUCCCCUAUACAAAUGAAACUGUUCUCUUGGGGAAUUGAGAAAAUCUGUCCUAUCUCUCUGUGCUUUAGGUUGAAAUCUCCCUUCAGGUACUGAGAGUUUGACAUUUGAUCUCUUUCUCGGUUGCCAUGCAGCUGUUUCAAUCAUGCAGAAAUUAUUUGAAUAGAAAUGGGACCAAAUUAUGAGGUUGCCUCUUAGAGCCGCCGCAAACUAGCCUCCUGCGGGAGCAAACCUUGCCAGCACGUCCCUGACGUCAUGAGACUGCGCCUCUCUCUCCGCCCCUUUGAAUUCUGCCAACAACGAGAGUACGCUGGCAAUGCUGCCCUAGCAAAGGAAAAACCACUCUGGCACGGAGAAAGAGGCUGAGAAAGGGGCGGGGUGAGAGGCGGAGUCUCAUGACGUCAGGGAUGUGCUGGCAAGGUUUGCUCCCGCAGGAGGCUAGUUUGCGACGGGUCUUAGGCCUCAAUUUCAUUGCCACAAAUAAUUUUAAAACCAUAUGUGAAAGAUGCAAACUUUCUAUUUUGUAUAUUGUUUCUAUGGUUUUGGCUAAACUACAUUUUAAUAAUAUUUCUAGGUAUCCUUAAAAUGUAGUUUCUCCUAUUUUUAGUUUUCUAAUUGCAAAUGAGGUGCUUGUUGUGUAACCUCCAAAGCCUUCCACUGUAUAUUACAACUAGUAUUGGGCUAUUUGUUAUAUACAAUACCAAUUGGAUUGACAUGUCUUGUCUACUUAUGGGCAUAUUUAUAUAAUUCUGUAUACCUGCUUGAUAGAAUUGAUAAAUAGAUUGCUAGAUGAGAAAUAAUUCUUUAUAGCUGAUCUAAGAAUUCAUUUUAAUCUGUUUCUAAACCAUUGGUUAUACACUGCUUUUGAGCUAUGCACUACAAAUUAAAUGUAUCCAUAGUAAAUGUGUUUAUGUAGCAAGAAGUACACAUUCAUUCAGUCCUACAAAAUUGUACUCUGCAAUUUCAGUCCCAGGUUCUAUUUUUAUUCCUACUUAAAUCACUAUGGUGCACAUCCUCCACAUUUUCAGGUUUGACGUUUGAGUAUUUCUGGAUUUAAUUGAAAUGUUAUAUCUAGGACAGUGGUGUACAACCUGUGGCCAUCCAGAAGUUUGGGCCUCCAACCCCCAGAAGCCCUAGCCAGUAAAAUUGUUAUGAAUUCUGGGAGCUGAAGUGCAAAACACCUGGAGGGACCCAGACUGUGCUCCACUCUUCUAGGAAUAUCUAGGUCCUUUGUGAUCCAUUUCUACUGGAAGCUUAUCUCAGUAUCAUAAUGAAAGACCAGGGCAGUGGUUCUCAACCUGUGGGUCCCCAGAUGUUUUGGCCCACAACUCCCAGAAAUCCUAAUAGCUGGUAAACUGGCUGGGAUUUCUGGGAGUUGUAGGCCAAAACACCUGGGGACCCACAGGUUGAGAACCACUGACCUAGAGAUUCAUUGAGAGGUGUUUUCUCAGGUAAACAAUCAAAGUUAUUUUCAUUCAUGGUCCCCCCCCCCCCCAUGUUUACAUCAAUAGAGGUCGUGCACCCACUAACCCCAAUGAAUGUGGAACACUGACUAUAUUUCAAGUAGCUCUUUUAUGAACUUGAUAUUUUUCUCAAACAAUAUAAAUUGAGUUCUAAAAAUGACGGUUGAUGAAGAUUUGGGCACAGUAGCCAAGCAACAGGGUAUUUUGGCAAGGAGUGGCUAAGGAUUGAAUAACUGCUGGUUUUUUUGUUUUGUUUUUUUGUCGUGUCAGGAGCAAGUCGACAGAAGCGACUUGCUCUUAACUGCUGGUAAAAGUAGAUUUGUCAUAAAUAACUGGAAAGCCUGGACUCUGUUUUAAUUAUGUGUCAACACAAGAACUGUUCAGUCAGCAGAGCCAAAAUGUAAACUAUUCAAACUUUUUAAAAUUGCAUAUUCUGAAAUAAAAUAGUUGGGCAUGCUGCUUUCCAAGAGCUCUGAAGUUUACUGUUUUUCCUACUGCUAUUUUUCCAGAGCUAUUUGUAUUAUACUUUUUUCUAUAUAUGCCCAAACUAAUCUGUUUUGAUAUAAUCAUUAUAUAUAUGAACAAGUGUCCUGCACAACAACCAUUUAUCAUUUUUUUCUCAUUCAAAAUGAUGACUGUUGGAAACAUGGCUAAGUUGCUGUUCAUUUUACAGUUCUGAUGUGAAAAAACUAUAGCAUCAGUCCAGAUAAUUGUUUUUAACAAGCCUUGGAACUUGUAAGGAAUUUAUAAUAGUGCCCUAUAUAGGGCAGAAACCCUAUAUAUACAGUAAUCCACAUUUUGGUUUUAAUUGUUUCUUUCAAGUUUAAUUCAAGACUUCAUUCUGAAACACUUCAGUGUUUUUCCAGCAUGGCAGGGAGUUGGACUAGAUGGCCCAUGUGGACUCUUCGAACUCAUUCUAUGAUUCUAUGAGUGUUGCUACUAAUAAUCUAUCACUCAUUAAAAUGUACUCUUCAUAUAGUACUCUGAACCCCUGAGUAAUUUUGCAUUCCAGAGGUAAAGUAUUAUAUUUUCAGAUGGUGUGAUCUUGAAUACUUUCCCUGUUAAUCUUUCGUAUUUCUUUAUCUUACAUAUUAAAAAAUGGCCACUGACUGAUAUCAAUACUUAAACAAAAAUAUUCAAGGUUUCUCCUAAGGUAAAUAAAAUUACAAAGCUAAAAAAGAAGUUAGAGUAUCUCCCUUCCUGAGAUAUCAAACAUUGUUAGCAACUUCAUAGAUAAUUAUGAAAACUAACUUGGGUUGCAUAUUUGUUCAAUGACUAGAUGAUGUGCCUUUUAAAAUAUACUUUACUUAUUUUCAUGACUGUUGAAACAGGGGUAAUUCUGCUGUCAAAUAUGUUGUAUUGAAUAAUGUGAAAUAGGUAGUUUUUCAUAAAGCCCUUCCAAGUUUUGCUUUGCACAAAUACAGUAGUUAGUAUUUAUUGGUAUUACUAAACAAAAAUUAAGGGCACUUUAUAUUUAUCAAAAUGCUUCAUUUUACAAUUGUCUUCUCAGUAUUUUAUUAAGUCUGUACUUAUACUUUUUUACAGAAGUAUCUGUCAGAGACCAGGGCAGCGUGUAUCCAUUAUCAGUGAAUAACUCUGAUUUUUAAAACAGAGCUCUUUCAAAAUCUGUAAAAUUGUAUUUUUAUAUAAGAUCUCAUGUUUAGCUAGUUUAUUUAGUUUUUAUUUGGCCUUUGCUUUCUGUAAUCUUAAUUACCCCUGUAACUAAAUUGUGUUUCUACAUAUAUAGCAAGAGACCAAACACAUUGGAAAGAAAAUGCAGUCUUGAAGAGACUAGUGAAUAAAUUGUGAUGACUAUGUUGGGAUUUUUAUUUAUUUUGUUGAGUCAGUGUGAUACAAUCAAGUGUUAGCGUAUAACAAAGGAUGUUUCUAGAGUCCAUGCUAUGUUUUCGUUAACAUCAUUGUGUUUUACACAAUGUGACAAAUCAGGUAAAAAACUGUUAAGCAUAACCUUUUUUCUGGUGCUUUUGUAUGCUCUCGCAUAUGCACAGUGAAGGCUGAAGGAAGUGAUGUAUAUAAUAAAUUUCUGACAUUAAACAUAUUACUGAAA